Messenger RNA from Morus notabilis, 825 nucleotides. RefSeq lists its product as uncharacterized. The coding region runs from base 1 to 825 and encodes 274 amino acids. NCBI's taxonomy places the organism in Eukaryota, Viridiplantae, Streptophyta, Magnoliopsida, Rosales, Moraceae. The record is from RefSeq and is a predicted model, not a curated record. The transcript has 3 exons.
AUGGGGGCGUUACAUAAUUUGACGAUGAUAUACCAAAAGCCGAACGAGUUACUAAGGGAAUGGCUCGCGAGAUAUGGGGAAGCUAUCGCCGCCACGAUGGAUAUAACAGAUAGAGAGGCCUUGAUGGGUGCCUUAUCUAGUAUGAAGAAAAUUACCCCCUUCAAGAGAGAGUUGAACCGGAAACCUCCGUCCAGCUACAGGGAAUUUUUGGCGCGAGUGCAGGGGUACAUCAACGCUGAAGAGGCGGACGCAAACGACCCCGAGCACAAGUCCAACAAGAAUAAAAGAACUGAACAAGGGUCGAUGCCUGUGAAACAGGAUGGGAAGAAGCGUCAAGGCGGAGGAAACGGAGAUAAGCAGCCCGCCGCGACGACGAGCGCUCCAGAAGCCAAGAAGCCGAGGCAAGAGGAUACCCGAGUCGAGGAGGUCUUCAAUCAGGUCGGCCGCGGGAACUUGCUGCGCCGACCGGAACUGAUGAAGUCAGAUCCCAGCCGAAGGAACCAUAAGAAAUUCUGUAGGUUCCACGGCGAUGUCGGCCACCACACCAACGAUUGUGCCGACCUCAAGGAUGAAAUCGAGUACAGCCACACCGACGUGGCCUUUAACGAAGAUGACGCCAGUGGGGUUCAUUUCCCCCACAACGACGCCUUGGUCAUGGAAGCCAUGAUAGGAAACCACAUCGUGUGCCGAAUCCUGGUAGACAAUGGGAGCUCGGUGGACCUUUUAUACUCCGACUGCUUGGAGAAAAUGGGGAUCCAAAAGGAACAAUUGGAAAAGACCUCCAGGCCACUAUAUGGUUUCACCGGGGACUCCGUCAUCCCCUAG